AGCUGUGCUGUGUGUAGUCGUAUUGUAGUGUAUUCUCGCACGUUCCCACCGUGCGUCGCCGCGUUCUGUGUGAGACAGCUGCCACUGUGUUCAUUCGUGCAACCGCGUGUACGUUCGGUUUUGCGAUUACCGUUUUGUUUACAAUCCACGUUGUAUACUAUAUUUCGUUCAGUUUUUAUAAUAUUCCAUUGCAAAUUUUUAAUAUUAUUCGUGAAUAUGUCUUGUAAUUGUUCGAUUAUCAUGAAACAACUACAAAAACAAGCUGCUGUAGACUCUAGCCAGUCUAGCCGCUCCAGGUCUCCAAUAAAAAAAAAUCCAAAGGGAAAGCGAGUUGAUUCUGGUAAAAGACUAUUAAUAAUUAAUGCGUACAAAUCAAAAUUGGAAGCAGAUCCAGAAAAGUCGAUAAGAACACUCCGGCAAGAGAUAUCUAAAGAAUUAGGCAUUGGAGCAACUACAAUUUCCAAAACAAUCAUGGUAUACAACCGUUCGAAAAUUGUGAUAUCUCCAAAUAGAACACGGGUUAAGGUAUCCGCCCGCAUUAAAUUUGAUGAGUUCCAAAGAAAUGUGGUUCGUAGGCACGUGCACAGUUUUUGGUUUAAACGUGAAAUCCCGACUGUAGACAAAAUAUAUCAAGUGGUUUCUAACGAUGAGUCUUUACCACCGAUCUCACGAACCAGCCUUUUUCGUAUUUUAAAAGAUAUGGGUUUUAAGUACAAUAAACGAAGUGGAAAUGGCGCACUGACGGAAAAAACUGAAAUUGUUUUGUGGCGUAGACGGUUUCUUGAAGAUUUAAAAAAAUACCGUGAAGAGGGUCGACAUAUUUACUACUUGGAUGAAACCUCUGUAAAUUCUGGUGAAUGCACAGUAAAAUCACCACAGGACGAAUUUUUACCAGGUCAAACAACCGGAGUUGUAAAUUCGUCGGGAAAAGAUAAACACCUUAUAGUCCUCAAUAUAGGUUCGGAAGACGGCUUUGUACCAGAAGCAUUAUUAUGUUUUGAGUCGAAAAAAAAUGCAAGGAAUUCUCACGAUGAAAUUAAUGGUGAAACAUUUAACGAAUGGAUAGAGAGUAUAUUGCCUCGAUUAAAAGAGAAAUGUGUGAUAAUUAUGGACAAUGCCUCAUACCAUUCAAUAAAGAUUGAUAAAGCACCUACGUCGAAAACCGAGAAGGCUAAUAUUAUUAAGUGGUUGAAAGAUAAGAAUGAAAUCAUAGACAGACCUAUGGUUAUUCCACAACUCCUUGAAAUAGUGAAAAGGGUAAAGCAUGAUAAAUAUGUAGUUGACGAAUUAGCAAAACAAUAUGAUUCUAUUAUACUAAGACUGCCGCCAUAUCAUUGCGAGCUUAAUCCAAUGGAAUUGGCUUGGUCAUCGGUUAAAAAUUAUGUUACAACGAACAAUACAACUAAUAAAUUAACCGAUGUCGAACAAUUAUUAAUUGAGGGCGUCGAACGUGUGAAGCCAAACAUAUGGAAGGAUUUUAUCAGUCAGACGAAAAAAGAAGAAGACAAAUUUUGGAAAAUUGACUUCAUUGUAGAUGACUUAUUAUCUGCAGAGGUAGAAACUCUAACGACGACAAUCGGAGAUACAUCAUCAGACGAAUCCAGCAUUACUGACUAAUUUUUUAUUUUAUUAUUUUGAAUACAUUUUUAAAAAAAAUUAUUGUACCUUAUAUAUUUUUAAUUUUUUUUUUUAUUGUUCGUAUAUUGUAUAAUAUGAAUAUUUAUACUCUCUAUUUGAUAUAUACUUAACCAAUAAAAAAACCUAA
Messenger RNA from Metopolophium dirhodum (rose-grain aphid), 1765 nucleotides. RefSeq lists its product as uncharacterized. NCBI's taxonomy places the organism in Eukaryota, Metazoa, Arthropoda, Insecta, Hemiptera, Aphididae. The transcript has 2 exons. Gene Ontology annotation, molecular function: nucleic acid binding. The record is from RefSeq and is a predicted model, not a curated record. Bases 217 to 1617 code for a protein of 466 amino acids.